UAAGAGCCCAGCUGCCCACCCACAGACUAGUGGGUGACUCAGGAGUACCCUCUCCAUUUCUUACUCUGACUUUUGUCCGAGCGCAUCUUGUAUGCUAUGGGAAAUUCCCUAAGCAAAUUGUUUUCCUUUAUCUGCCACAGGGUCUGGCAGCGGUGGCAACCACGACGGUCUCCUCUUGUCCAUGCGGACUUUUCGGCUGGCCGGCUUCACCCCGCAGCUCCUGCGCAUGUGCCUGCCCCGCGAGCCCUACAAGGUUCCCGAUUCCUCUUGUUCCCUCCGCGAGGUCUUGGGCCUUAUUUUCCAUCGAGCUCCAAUUUCACCAGGAACUCGAGCGCCCUACUGCGGGAUCUGCCUCCUCUUGCCUGGAGCCCGCCCUCAAGGAAGAAACCCGUGCUACGCCACUUCGCACGCGAGGGACCCGUGAAGAUCCCUCCUCCAAGCCUAACGUUUCCACUCCGACUGCCUCCCCUGCAAGUGCCGGCCCCGAUCCUGAAGACCGCGGUGAGAGCAGAAGAUGGUGAAGAACCCAUGGAGGUGGACAAUCAAGUAGAGAUCCUGAAGACGGCGGUGAGAGCAGAAGAGGGUGAAGAACCGAUGGAGGUGGACGAUCAGGGCCUUGGAGUGCCCAGCGCACCCACCCCUGCAGGAGGCGUCCUUCCCUUUGGGAAGCCUGACCCAGCUCCAGCAGCGCUCCCUGGCCCAGUUCCCGGCUGCUCCCAUUGGCCAGACAAGGCGGCCUCUCUGGUACUGGGGAAAGACCACCAGCCCAGCUCCUCAGCCAAGCCGAUGGAGUGGGAGGCGACCCAGCACAAGGAUCCUCCAGCUGUUGCCACAAAGGGUCCUUCUAAACCAAGGGCUGCCAGCCGCAGUUCGCGACAACCAAAAUGGUUAGUGCAACCCCAGCAGCUGCGACUGGUCCCUCCGCAGCAAUGGAGGUGGGGGAGAAACGAGGGGCCCCCACCCGCUAAACGUCCCCGCCGAUCCGUGAAAGGAUUCAUGGACACCGGCAAGUCAAGUCGAACAACAUCACCCAGGAGACUGAAAAAGAAACAUGGGAAGAAAUUACAGUAAACUGCAAUGCCAGCCCGCCUGCCCCAAUGUCUCCCCACCUGCUCUCCCUGCCCCAGGCCACCUACCUGUCACAGAUCCCAACUCCUCCUCCUACUUCUGACUUUACCCAUGUGGCUGCUGGGCCCCUCAUCCUGCCCGCCCCUUAGCUUUUGACCACAUCAAGAAUUGAGUAAAAAUUGAUAUCUAUGGCUAGGCACAGUGGCUCAGGCCUGUAAUGCCAGCACUUUGGGAGGCCCAGGCGACUGGAUCACCUGAGGUCAGGAGUUCAAGACCAGCGGACCAACAGGAAGAAACCGGUUGCAUCUGUACUAAAAAUACAAAAUUAGGGCCGGGCACGGUGGCUCACGCCUGCAAUCCCAGCACUUUGGGAGGCCGAGGUGGGUGGAUCACGAGGUCAAGAGAUCGAGACCAUCCUGAUCAACAUGGUGAAACCCCGGUCUCUACUAAAAAUACAAAAAAUUAGCUGGGCAUGGUGGCGCGUGCCUGUAAUCCCAGCUACUCGGGAGGCUGAGGCGGGAGAAUUGCCUGAAUCCGGGGAGCGGUGGUAGCGGUGAGCCGAGAUGGUGCCAUUGCACUGCAGCCUGGGUAACAAGAGAGGAACUCCAUCUCAAAAAAAAAAAAAAAAAAAAAAAGUCAGUCCUGGCCAAUCCCAGUGGCUAUACUUAAACAAUUCAUAAACCAAUGAGUGUUCAUACUGUGUUCAAAUAAGGCAAACGCGGAGCUGUAACCAAUCCAGCCAUUCUGUAUCUCCUUUCCAAUUUCCGUACGUUAAUUUCCUUUUUUUGUGUGUAAAUUUUCCACCAUAUGGCUGUGGCUGGGCUGGAUCCUCUGUGAAUCUGAUGUGAUUUUGGGGCUGCAAGAUUCAUGAAUCAUUCAUUGCUCAAUUAAACUCCUUUAAAUUUAAUUUGGCUGAAGUUUUUCUUUUAUCAAGUCCUAUCCUACUGGACAAAAGUAAGUAGCUGAAUGACCGAAUCUCUUCUUCUACAAAUUAUUUAUAUCAUACCUCGGAAUUUCUGAACACUAUAUUUAAAUUCAUUUAUGAUUUACCUAUUUUUAAUUUACAUUCAAUUUUUAAUCACAUAAAACCAUAGUGAUUUUCAAGGGAGAGGCCAAUGGAAUUUU
Callithrix jacchus (white-tufted-ear marmoset) is the source of this 2193-nucleotide messenger RNA. RefSeq names its product putative UPF0607 protein ENSP00000381418. Lineage: Eukaryota; Metazoa; Chordata; Mammalia; Primates; Cebidae. The record is from RefSeq and is a predicted model, not a curated record.